AUGGCCCCAGCACCGUUCAUACCUAACUCGACUCGGUGGCACCCGGAACUCAGCCGGAACUUCCUGGCUGCCCUCCUCCGAGCUGUGCCGCGGUGGCGGGGUCCGACCACCUGGGGAAGGCCUCUCCCUGGGCUGUGGUGCUGCAGUGAGAUGGAGCCCAGGAGAUGGGUGGGAAGCAGGCUGCCCACCUUGAAGGAGACACCAUCAGGGACAGAGACAGAGAAAUUCCACACCAUUUACCGAUUCAACGCCAUCAGAGCCUUAGGGUACCUGUCUCGGCUGAAGGUGGCACAGACAGCUCUGACUGUGGUGGUCCUGCCACCAGCCUUCUACUGGUACUCUCAGGGCGCCAUGGCCCUCGACUCCCUGUGCCUUGGGGGUGCGACAGCUGGGUUCGCACUGGCCAUGCUGUGCUGGAUGAGCCACUUCUUCCGGAGGCUGGUGGGCAUCCUGUACGUGAACGAGGCAGGCACUGUGCUGCGGGUCGCCCACUUGACCUUCUGGGGCUGGCGGCAAGACACCUACUGCCCGGUGACUGAUGUGAUCCCGCUCACAGACACCCCCGAACAGCCCCAGGAUCUGUUCAUCCGUAUCCGUCAGUACAGUGGAAAGCAGACCUUCUACCUCACUCUGCGUUACGGACACAUCCUGGAUAGAGACCGAUUCUCGAAGGUGUUUGGGAUGCUGGGCAGGCAUCCCAAGUAA
Messenger RNA from Elephantulus edwardii (Cape elephant shrew), 705 nucleotides. It is a transcript of the gene TMEM186, whose product is annotated as transmembrane protein 186. The record is from RefSeq and is a predicted model, not a curated record. Gene Ontology annotation, cellular component: mitochondrion. The transcript has 2 exons. NCBI's taxonomy places the organism in Eukaryota, Metazoa, Chordata, Mammalia, Macroscelidea, Macroscelididae. Bases 1 to 705 code for a protein of 234 amino acids.